GAGCAACGGCUCUGCGGCCAUGGCGAGCGGCGAGCAUUCCCCCGGCAGCGGCGCGGCCCGGCGGCCGCUGCACUCCGCGCAGGCUGUGGACGUGGCCUCGGCCUCCAACUUCCGGGCCUUUGAGCUGCUGCACUUGCACCUGGACCUGCGGGCUGAGUUCGGGCCUCCAGGGCCCGGCGCAGGGAGCCGGGGGCUGAGCGGCACCGCGGUCCUGGACCUGCGCUGCCUGGAGCCCGAGGGCGCCGCCGAGCUGCGGCUGGACUCGCACCCGUGCCUGGAGGUGACGGCGGCGGCGCUGCGGCGGGAGCGGCCCGGCUCGGAGGAGCCGCCUGCGGAGCCCGUGAGCUUCUACACGCAGCCCUUCUCGCACUAUGGCCAGGCCCUGUGCGUGUCCUUCCCGCAGCCCUGCCGCGCCGCCGAGCGCCUCCAGGUGCUGCUCACCUACCGCGUCGGGGAGGGACCCGGGGUUUGCUGGUUGGCUCCCGAGCAGACAGCAGGAAAGAAGAAGCCCUUCGUGUACACCCAGGGCCAGGCUGUCCUAAACCGGGCCUUCUUCCCUUGCUUCGACACGCCUGCUGUUAAAUACAAGUAUUCAGCUCUUAUUGAGGUCCCAGAUGGCUUCACAGCUGUGAUGAGUGCUAGCACCUGGGAGAAGAGAGGUCCAAAUAAGUUCUUCUUCCAGAUGUGUCAGCCCAUCCCCUCCUAUCUGAUAGCUUUGGCCAUCGGAGAUCUGGUUUCGGCUGAAGUUGGACCCAGGAGCCGGGUGUGGGCUGAGCCCUGCCUGAUUGAUGCUGCCAAGGAGGAGUACAACGGGGUGAUAGAAGAAUUUUUGGCAACAGGAGAGAAGCUUUUUGGACCUUAUGUUUGGGGAAGGUAUGACUUGCUCUUCAUGCCACCGUCCUUUCCAUUUGGAGGAAUGGAGAACCCUUGUCUGACCUUUGUCACCCCCUGCCUGCUAGCUGGGGACCGCUCCUUGGCAGAUGUCAUCAUCCAUGAGAUCUCCCACAGUUGGUUUGGGAACCUGGUCACCAACGCCAACUGGGGUGAAUUCUGGCUCAAUGAAGGUUUCACCAUGUACGCCCAGAGGAGGAUCUCCACCAUCCUCUUUGGCGCUGCGUACACCUGCUUGGAGGCUGCAACGGGGCGGGCUCUGCUGCGUCAGCACAUGGACAUCACUGGAGAGGAAAACCCACUCAACAAGCUCCGCGUGAAGAUUGAACCAGGCGUUGACCCGGACGACACCUAUAAUGAGACCCCCUACGAGAAAGGUUUCUGCUUUGUUUCAUACCUGGCCCACUUGGUGGGUGAUCAGGAUCAGUUUGACAGUUUUCUCAAGGCCUAUGUGCAUGAAUUCAAAUUCCGAAGCAUCUUAGCCGAUGACUUUCUGGACUUCUACUUGGAAUAUUUCCCUGAGCUUAAGAAAAAGAGAGUGGAUAUCAUUCCAGGUUUUGAGUUUGAUCGAUGGCUGAAUACCCCCGGCUGGCCCCCGUACCUCCCUGAUCUCUCCCCUGGGGACUCACUCAUGAAGCCUGCUGAAGAGCUAGCCCAACUGUGGGCAGCCGAGGAGCUGGACAUGAAGGCCAUUGAAGCCGUGGCCAUCUCUCCCUGGAAGACCUACCAGCUGGUCUACUUCCUGGAUAAGAUCCUCCAGAAAUCCCCUCUCCCUCCUGGGAAUGUGAAAAAACUUGGAGACACAUACCCAAGUAUCUCAAAUGCCCGGAAUGCAGAGCUCCGGCUGCGAUGGGGCCAAAUCGUCCUUAAGAACGACCACCAGGAAGAUUUCUGGAAAGUGAAGGAGUUCCUGCAUAACCAGGGGAAGCAGAAGUAUACACUUCCGCUGUACCACGCAAUGAUGGGUGGCAGUGAGGUGGCCCAGACCCUCGCCAAGGAGACUUUUGCAUCCACCGCCUCCCAGCUCCACAGCAAUGUUGUCAACUAUGUCCAGCAGAUCGUGGCACCCAAGGGCAGUUAGAGGCUCGUGUGCAUGGCCCCUGCCUCUUCAGGCUCUCCAGGCUUUCAGAAUAAUUGUUUGUUCCCAAAUUCCUGUUCCCUGAUCAACUUCCUGGAGUUUAUAUCCCCUCAGGAUAAUCUAUUCUCUAGCUUAGGUAUCUGUGACUCUUGGGCCUCUGCUCUGGUGGGAACUUACUUCUCUAUAGCCCACUGAGCCCCGAGACAGAGAACCUGCCCACAGCUCUCCCCGCUACAGGCUGCAGGCACUGCAGGGCAGCGGGUAUUCUCCUCCCCACCUAAGUCUCUGGGAAGAAGUGGAGAGGACUGAUGCUCUUCUUUUUUCUCUUUCUGUCCUUUUUCUUGCUGAUUUUAUGCAAAGGGCUGGCAUUCUGAUUGUUCUUUUUUCAGGUUUAAUCCUUAUUUUAAUAAAGUUUUCAAGCAAAAAUUAA
Homo sapiens (human) is the source of this 2399-nucleotide messenger RNA. It is a transcript of the gene RNPEP, whose product is annotated as arginyl aminopeptidase. Gene Ontology annotation, cellular component: extracellular region. NCBI's taxonomy places the organism in Eukaryota, Metazoa, Chordata, Mammalia, Primates, Hominidae. The coding region runs from base 20 to 1972 and encodes 650 amino acids. The record is from RefSeq and is marked validated. Gene Ontology annotation, biological process: proteolysis. Gene Ontology annotation, molecular function: aminopeptidase activity; zinc ion binding; metallopeptidase activity. The transcript has 11 exons.